Messenger RNA from Mya arenaria, 2190 nucleotides. Its product is annotated as galactose mutarotase-like. The record is from RefSeq and is a predicted model, not a curated record. The coding region runs from base 124 to 1797 and encodes 557 amino acids. The transcript is spliced from 9 exons. Gene Ontology annotation, biological process: glucose metabolic process; beta-D-galactose catabolic process via UDP-galactose, Leloir pathway. Lineage: Eukaryota; Metazoa; Mollusca; Bivalvia; Myida; Myidae. Gene Ontology annotation, molecular function: ubiquitin-like protein transferase activity; carbohydrate binding; aldose 1-epimerase activity.
UAUGUUCAGCGUAUUGAUCUGACAUGACACAUCACCUGACAAUCGGUACACCUCGGCCACGACCACACAGAAUUGACCAUCCCGAAGCUUUCCGGAGAUGGCCGAAUUGUUACAAUUGGUCAUAUGAGUCAAAAUAAAACAACUUCAGAAAAGAUGUCAGGCAUUAUUUCAAAGGAACAGUGUUUCAGAUGCUUUAAAGAUAUGUUAGCUUGUUCUGAUGUGCUAGACGACCUGUGGGAAAUACGCUAUUUUGAAACUGAAUGUUACUUAUCAAAGAAAACAAUAAUUAAUGUAAACAGAAAUAAAUUUCAAAGUGAAAGCGAAAGUAGAAAUGAAGUUCUACAAGAAGACACAAGUUUAAGCAACGAUGAAGCAACCGAGAUGUACAAUAAUACUGACUGUCAGAUACUUUCCGUUGAAUACCAUGUACUUUACAGCGAAAGUUACUCUGUACCUGUGCUCUAUUUCAACUGUCACUUACCGGAUGGACGGCUACUAACAUUGAACGAAAUAUGGAGCCAAGUUCCAUUAAACUAUCAAGAACGGUUGCAGCAGGAUAGAUGGACGUUCCUCACACAAGUUGAACACCCAUAUCUAGGGCGGCCCUUUUACCAACUGCAUCCUUGUCACACUGACAAACUUAUGGCGAUGGUGGCCAAGGUACCAGGGGGCGUGGCACGGAAUUACGUCAUCAGUUGGCUGUCUUCUGUUGGACCAGUCGUCGGACUAAAUUUACGACCAGAGUAUGGAAUUCCGGAAAAAAUGGCGGUAACCAAGGAGAAAUACGCCACGACGGCAGAUGGCAAAGAUAUCAAUGUGUACACGUUACGUAACGGACGGCAGUCUGAAGUUCGGCUGAUCGACUGGGGCGCAAUCAUUACCCACAUCCGGGUCCCUGACAAAAACGGACAGAUUGAUGACAUCACUCUUGGAUACGACACAUUUAAAGACGGCUAUGACACGAACCCGUUCUAUUUUGGCGGCAUCAUUGGUCGCUAUACCAACCGUAUUGCGCGGGGUGAGUUCCGCCUUGACGACCAGACGUACAAUCUUACCGUUAACAACGGCGGUAACCUGCUCCAUGGCGGGAAUAGGGGAUUUGACAAGCGUCUGUGGGAAUCCGAGAUCACGCAAGACGGCGUCAUGAUGCGGUACACGAGCGCAGACGGGGAGGAGGGGUUUCCGGGAGAGGCGCGCGUCAACGUCCACUUCCGGUUGACGGCCGAGAACGAGCUGGUUAUCGACUUCAAGGCCACUUGCACCAAACCGACUGUCAUUAAUUUGACCUCGCAUCCGUAUUUUAAUCUUGCCGGACAUGCUGCGGGCUCUCUGGAAGGCCACACGAUCCGAAUGGACGCUGAAAACUAUACUCCUUUAAAUGAAAACAGUAUACCAACAGGCGAGAUAGCUCGAGUUAAGGGGACGGCCUUCGACCUCACGACGGACACGGAUUUCGCUCAAAGGCUGCCGGCAGUUCCGGGAAACGUCGGGUUCGACCACAACUUUGUGUUUGGGAAGCCAGGAUGGGACAAGCACAUGGCUAGGGUUUAUCAUGCGGGUACCGGUAGACAAAUGGAUGUUUACAGCACGGAGCCCGGUGUCCAGGUAUACACAGCCUACUAUGUUGACGCACCAAAAGGGAAGGGCGGAGCUAAGUAUGGACAAUGGAGCGGCUUUUGCCUGGAAGCUCAACACUACCCCGACAGUCCAAAUAAUCCCACAUUUCCAUCAACAACUGUUCGACCAGGAGAGACAUACAAACAGACAACUAAAUACGCGUUCAGUGUUAUACGCUAGUUUAACUUUAACAAUUCAUUAUGCAAGCGUCCUAGUGCCACAAGCCAUAUAAUUGAUAUUUAUAUAAGUACCUAAUAUCUCCUACUUGUCUUGUAGUUUUCUCCUAAUUAUGAGAUAGUAUCUCCUUAUAAGGACUUAAUAUCUCAUUAGUAGGACUAAUUAUCUCCUAAUUACAAAAUACUUAUUAUAUAACUUAUUAUAUUAUAGAAUGUGGAAGUAGGAUGCUUCCAUAAUUCUUACUUUGAAUAGUUUUACAAUUACAUGUAUAAUGUUUUGUGUGGAUUGAGGCAGCUAGUAUAAGUCGUUAACUGAUUAUAUUAGAACUAGGGUAUGUAUAAAGUUCUAAUGUCCUGGAAAUCCUUUAAAUCCUUGAAUAAAACCAUUGAAGAUGUA